Mesorhabditis spiculigera is the source of this 498-nucleotide messenger RNA. The record is from the annotation of a GenBank genome assembly. NCBI's taxonomy places the organism in Eukaryota, Metazoa, Nematoda, Chromadorea, Rhabditida, Rhabditidae.
AUGCUCAACGGAAUCUACGGAUACCUCUUCGGAGCCGCCGAGGCGACGGACAACUGCGAAAACGAGGCGCCGUGCGUCAGCAAGGAGCUCGUCGAGGACGACUGGCAACUGGUUGGGGCAGAAAUGCUCUCAUCCGGCCGCUCAUCGCCGGUGCUCGUCCCCCGAGCCGAAAUCCAAGAUAUCGACGAGCUGUCGCUGACCAGCGAGCGAAGCGCGCUCACCGCCAGCGAGGCGUUCGCCAAACGGGCCGCGGAGGCGCGGCAAGCGCGCGAGGUCGCGAUUCAACGAUUGCGAUUGGCGGAAGCGUUGUUCGCCGAAACACCCGCAUCGAAUGACCAAUCUGGGGGGAAAGCGGUGAAGGGUCGGGCGGCGCCGAGUGCUGGCUGCAAGCGAAUCUCCGCCGACCCGGGCUCCGAUCUUAAAGGCAAGCAGCGCAGCAAAAAGGCCGGAAAGCUGAACUCUGGCCGCAACAACGACCGCAAAUGCAAUAACAUCAAC